Molecule: messenger RNA, 1326 nt
Organism: Cavenderia fasciculata
Lineage: Eukaryota; Evosea; Eumycetozoa; Acytosteliales; Cavenderiaceae
Exons: 3
Coding region: 1-1326 (441 amino acids)
Source: RefSeq, a predicted model, not a curated record
AUGAAUCUAACAUGUGUAUCAAAUAUUAUAGUUAUACAUAUCAUAUCAUUUUUGGAACCUAUUGAUAGUAUAUGUUUAACACUGACGAGUAAAUACUUUUACACCAAAAGAGAACAGUUCCUAGCCAAUGCAUUUCAACUUCACAACAAGUUUCUCAAUGCACAUGGAUGUACUCAAAAGUCUAUCUCUAAUCUAAUCGAAAUGAUCAAAAAGGAUAGAUUUAAACAAUUUAACUUAAAUUCAUUCAACGAUAGUAUCAUUAGAUCAAUUAAAAAUCAAUUACCAUCUAUUCACAAUGAAUUGAUUAUAAUGUUUAAUACUCAAGUUGACACGGCAAUCUUUAAAGAUUCAAAUGAUAUUUCAAGGGUCAUAGUUAGAUCUAUGGAUGGUGUAAAGGAUGCUAUUGAUCUAUCAUUUCUACCACCAUCCGCCACAAACUUGGUGUAUGAUUGCAAACGACCUAUUGUAGUUGGAUCGAUUCCAUCAACUAUUAAAACACUUGAAUUUGGGACAUACCAUAACAAAGAAAUCAAUGAUCCUUUACUCAUCCCAUCGUCAGUGACCGAUCUGAUUCUAUCCAACUCUAAAGUAUCACCUGGUGCCAUUCCAUCGAGUGUCACUACGUUGUCAUUCGGACCGAGAUUUACACAUCAAUUGAAACCAGAGUCAGUCCCACCUCGACUACAGGAACUAAAGUUUCUUCGCAGUCACUCUAGUAAUCCAAUGCCUAGAGAUGUGGUACCAGAUACUGUACGUGUCAUUCAAGGUAUCGGGUUGGAUGAUUUAGAUGAAUACCCACACUACCUGAGUAAACUAAUUAGUUUGACAGAUUUAGAUGAAAAAAUGAAUAAUCCAAAAGUUAAAUUCCCAUCAACAUUAAAAAGUUUAAAUGUAUUUAGAUUUGAUAUACCAAUUUAUGUUGGAUUGUUUCCAGAGAGUUUAGAAAGUUUUACAUUUAAGGAUUCUAGUUGGCUGUUGCAAAAGGAUUUGCCAGCAGAGAUACUACCUCUGUCAUGUAAAUUAAUAUCAGGUAAUAUGUUUGGUUGUUCACACAAUUUGGAAUGGAUUGCUAGAAACCAAAGAUCAUUUAGUAUUAGAUGGAAUUUCCUAAAAGAAAAGAUUGAUUUUAGAUUCAUUGCAGGUCCCAAUGAUGACACUGUCGUCUUUAUAGGUCAAAACUACUUUUUUGGAGGUAUCUCUAGUAUUUCUAAACUAAGAAAAAUUGAAAAGGAAGGUUCAAAUUUCCAUUUGUUUAACAAGAUUAUGAAAGCUCAAUUUAAUUCAAUAUUUGGAAGAGAAGAAUAUAGUGUUGAUGAUUUCUUAUAA